CCGAAAGCGAUAAAUAGAUAUUCCAACCCUAUAUUCGAUCCGCAAACAAUUUUGUGUUCCCGUCUCUUUCUUCUCUCUCAAGAAAUAGAAAUGGCGGAUUCUUCAGGUUCCCAGAAAUCCGACGCCGAGCGCGAGGAAAUGUUGGAUCGAAUGCUAACUCGUUUGGCUCUUUGUGACGAUUCCAAGCUCGAAAACUUGCUUUCCAAGCUUCUCCCUUACUGUAUCUCUUCACUUUCUUCUCAGUCUGCAGAAGUCAGAAAGAAGGUUAUGGAGAUCUUGAGUCAUGUGAAUAAGAGGGUGAAGCAUCAGCCACAGAUUGGUUUGCCUUUGUCAGAGUUAUGGAAAGUGUAUCUUGAAAAUAAUGCAGCUCCAAUGGUUAAGAACUUCUGUAUAGUGUAUAUUGAGAUGGCAUUUGAACGCUUAUGUAUAGAGGAGAAAGCAAGUAUGGCACCUGAGCUUGUUGCCAAUAUUUCAAAGCUUCCUCCUCAGCACCAAGAAAUAAUCUUGAGGAGCAUUGCAAAGGUGAUUGGUGAAUGUCAUUCAAAGCAACUUGGUGAUAAUGUUGCUGCCAAGUACAAAUUGAUAAAUGGUCAAGACAGGCAGUUGCUCUUCGAAUUUUUUCUUCAUACAGUUCUGUAUCAGCCGCCAUCUCAAGGUAUGGGAAGUUCAGCAGGGCUUUCAAUUAGGCAGACAGAUCGUGUUACUGGGAAGCAACCACUAAAAGGGGAUGCACUUCUAAUGAGAAAGUUAGGGAUCUUAAAUAUUAUUGAAGCUCUGGAGUUGGCUCCAGAACAAGUUUACCCUCUCUAUGUGAUUGCUUGUUCGGACAGUCAAGAGCCUGUUGUUAAGAGGGGGGAGGAACUUUUAAAGAGGAAGGCUUCAGCUGCAAAUUUAGAUGAUCCAGACCUGAUGAAAAGACUAUUCUUACUAUUUAAUGGUACGGCAGGAGUUGAAAAUAUACCUCUGGAUUCUAGACUCAAUCCUGGGAAUGUUGCCUUGCGAAUGCGGCUGAUGUCUAUUUUCUGUCGGUCUAUCAAAGCUGCAAAUUCUUUCCCAUCGACUUUGCAGUGCAUUUUUGGUUGCAUUUAUGGAAGUGGGACCACCUCAAGGCUGAAGCAAUUGGGAAUGGAAUUCACCGUCUGGGUUUUUAAACAUGCAGAAAUGGAUCAGCUGAAACUUAUGGGUCCUGUUAUAUUGAAUGGAAUCUUGAGGUCUCUAGAUGGUUAUUCAAUUACAGAAUCAGAUGCUAUUUCCAGGGAUGUCAAGUCCUUUGCUUUUCAAGCAAUUGGCUUGAUAGCACAGCGCAUGCCUCAACUUUUCAGAGAUAAGAUUGACAUGGCUGUUCGGCUUUUUGAUGCUUUGAAAGUGGAGGAUCCAUUUCUUCGUCUCACCAUUCAAGAAGCGACCAAUUCCCUUGCUGUAGCUUACAAGGGAGCUCCGGCAACUGUCUUGAAAGAUCUGGAGGCACUUCUGCUUAGAAAUUCUCAAGUGGAACAAAGCGAAGUACGCUUUUGUGCGGUAAGGUGGGCAACAUCUUUGUUUGAUUUGAACCAUUGUCCAAGCCGAUUCAUUUGUAUGCUUGGGGUGGCAGAUUCUAAACUGGAUAUAAGGGAAAUGGCUCAUGAAGGUCUCUUUCCCACGAAAAAUGAAGAGCAAACCAUGAGCCAGAAUUUUGACGUUAAAUAUCCUGAUCUUGGAGAGAUGCUAGAUUAUAUUUGUAAACAGCAGCCAAAAUUGUUGGAUUCCACUGGAAUGGCAGAGGAAUCCCUUCUUUUUCCGUCAAAAAUGUAUGUGGCUAUGAUUAAGUUUUUGCUGAAGUCCUUCGAGGCAAGUUUUGAACGAGAUGACUCUGUUCGGGGAACAUCGGAAUUUAACUCCUCAGUGGAGACAAUGUGUCUGUUGCUAGAACAUGCUAUGGUAUAUGAAGGUUCAGUUGAAUUGCAUGCUACUGCCUCAAAGGGAUUAAUUGCUAUUGGAUCUCAUAUGCCCGAGAUGAUAUCUUCACGCUAUGCGGGGAAAGUUUUGUGGUUAAAGAAAUUACUAGGGCAUUUGGAUUUUGAAACACGUGAAUCUGCAGCACGCUUACUUGGAAUAGCUUGCUCUGCUCUUUCUACCGCAGAAGCAUCUGCUCUUAUUUCUGAACUUGUUUCCUCUGUUAGCGGAACACAUAAUUUAAGGUUUGAAAGUCAUCAUGGUGCAUUGAGUACGAUAGGAUAUGUUACUGCAGAAUAUAUGUCGGGAACAGAGCCUAUCUUAGAGGAACAGGUUCAACGUACAAUUAAGUGCCUUGUGGAUGUGGUUAAUUCUGAGACUGCAACAUUGGCUUCCAUUGCUAUGCAAGCACUAGGUCACAUUGGACUGUGUGGCCCAUUACCAGUGCUUGAUCUUGAUUCUGGUUCAGCUGGGGUUUUGACAGUUUUACGUGAAAAGUUGGGGAAGCUACUCUCUGGUGACGAUAUCAAAGUUAUCCAGAAAAUUGUGCUUUCUCUGGGACACAUCUGUAUGAAAGAAACAUCGUUCCCAGUUAUAAGUGUUGCCCUUGAUUUAAUUUUCAGUCUUUGCCGUUCAAAGGUUGAAGAAAUACUCUUUGCUGCUGGAGAGGCUCUUUCAUUUUUGUGGGGUGGGGUUCCUGUGACGUCUGACGUGAUUCUCAAAACAGAUUAUACAUCCCUUUCCCUCUCGUCAAGGUUUCUAACAGGUGACAUGCCUUCAUUCCUGUCAAGGCGCAUGUCCACUGAAGAAAGUAAAGCCAGUGAGGAUUGCCAUACAAUGGUCAGAGAUGUAAUAACUAGAAAGCUUUUUGAUGUUCUUCUAUACAGUAGCAGAAAAGAAGAGCGCUGUGCUGGGAGCGUCUGGCUCCUAUCACUGACAAUGUAUUGUGGGCAUCAUCCAAAAAUCCAACAAUUGCUUCCUGAAAUUCAGGAAGCAUUUUCACACCUCCUUGGUGAACAAAAUGAGCUCACUCAAGAUCUUGCAUCUCAAGGCAUGAGUAUUGUGUAUGAGCUUGGUGAUGAAUCAAUGAAAAAAGACUUGGUAAAUGCACUUGUUGGAACACUGACUGGUUCUGGGAAGAGAAAAAGAGCCAUUAAGCUUGUUGAGAACUCUGAAGUAUUUCAAGAAGGGGCCAUUGGUGAAAAUCUUAGUGGAGGGAAACUUAGUACUUACAAGGAGCUCUGUAGUUUAGCAAAUGAGAUGGGAAAACCAGACUUGAUUUACAAAUUUAUGGAUCUGGCCAAUUAUCAAGCUUCUUUAAAUUCUAAGAGGGGUGCUGCAUUUGGGUUUUCCAAGAUAGCGAAACAAGCUGGGGAUGCUCUUCAGCCACACUUACGUUUACUAAUUCCCAGGCUUUUCCGUUACCAGUAUGAUCCUGAUAAAAAUGUGCAGGAUGCAAUGGCACACAUCUGGAAGUCACUUGUGGCAGAUUCAAAAAAGACUAUAGAUGAACACUUGGACCUAAUUAUUGAUGAUUUAUUGACUCAAUGUGGAUCCAGGCUUUGGCGUUCACGAGAGGCUUCUUGUCUUGCCCUUGCAGAUAUAGUCCAAGGGCGUAAGUUUGAUGAGGUAUCAAAGCAUUUGAAUAGAAUAUGGACAGUGGCAUUUCGUGCCAUGGAUGACAUAAAGGAAACUGUACGGAAUUCAGGAGACAGUUUAUGCCGUGCUGUGAGUUCAUUAACAAUGAGAUUAUGUGAUGUUUCACUUACUCCGAUAUCAGAUGCAAAGAAAACGAUGGAUAUUGUUUUGCCUUUCUUGCUAGCUGAAGGGAUAAUGAGUAAAGUCUCCAAUAUCAGAAAGGCAUCCAUAGGAAUGGUUAUGAAGCUCUCAAAGGGUGCUGGGAUUGCAAUUCGUCCACAUUUGCCAGAUCUAGUUUGCUGCAUGCUAGAAAGUUUGUCGAGUCUUGAAGACCAGGGGCUUAAUUAUGUUGAGUUGCAUGCAGCAAGUGUUGGAAUCCAAACUGAGAAGCUUGAGCAUUUGCGAAUUUCAGUUGCAAAGGGCUCUCCCAUGUGGGAAACUCUUGACCUAUGCAUAAAAGUUGUUGAUGCAGAGUCAUUGGAUCAAUUGGUACCUCGCCUUGCUCAGUUGGUUCGCUCUGGGGUUGGACUGAACACUAGGGUUGGUGUUGCUAGCUUUAUUACCUUACUUGUUCAAAAAGUUGGUGGUGAUAUAAAACCAUUUACAAGCAUGCUUUUGAAGAUCUUGUUUCCUGCCGUUAAGGAGGAGAAAAGUGGGGCAGCAAAACGUGCCUUUGCAAAUGCUUGUGGAGUCGCAUUGAAGCAUUCAGCUCCUUCUCAGGCCCAGAAGUUGAUUGAAGACACUGUAGGGUUGCAUACUGGUGAUAGAAAUGCUCAAAUUUCUUGUGUGGUUCUGCUGAAGAACUUUUCACAACUAGCUGCAGAUGUUGUGAGUGGAUAUCAUGCAACAAUCAUUCCUGUUGCUUUUGUUUCGAGAUUUGAAGAUGACAAGGAUGUCAGUGGCCUCUUUGAGGAGUGGUGGGAAGAAAACACGAGCAGUGAAAGAGUCACCCUUCAAUUGUAUCUGGCUGAAAUUGUCCCUCUUCUUUGUGAGGGUAUUGGGUCCUCAUCAUGGGCAAGUAAGAAAAAGUCAGCCAAAGCAAUCAGAAAGCUGAGUGAAGUUUUGGAUGACUCUCUUUCCUCUCACCAUCAUGUCUUGCUAAAAUCUCUUCUGAAAGAAGCAUCUGGUCGUUUGUGGGAGGGAAAGGAUACUGUUUUAUAUGCAAUAGCUGCUCUUUGUACGUCAUGCCACAAGGCUAUUUCUGUUGAAGAUACCACAUCCCUGAGUUCCAUUUUGAGUGUAAUUUCAUCAGCAUGUACCAAAAAGGUCAGAGCAUACAGUGAAGCUGCUUUCUCCUGUUUGAAACAGGUUGUGAAAGCAUUUGGUAAUCCAGAGUUGUUCGUUAUGGUUUUCCCCUUAUUAUUUGAGCUGUGUAAUCAAAGCAUUGUUGCAAAGCCCGGGCAAGCAAGUUUGUCAAAUGAUACAAGUAUUACAGAAGAGGAGAAAGCAGAAGAUAUUUCUCCUUCACAUGAUAAGGUACUGGACUGUAUAGCGUCUUGUAUAAGUGUAGCACAUUUAAAUGACGUCAUUGAACAGAGGAAGAACUUGAUGCAUGUGUUUUUAUCUGCACUUGCACCUGGUUUGCCAUGGACAGCCAAAGUUUCAAUCUUUUCAUCCAUUAAAGAGCUCAGUUCAAAGUUCCAUCACAUUGCUAAUGACUCUCAGAACAACUCUCUACAUGCCAGUGCAGCUUCUUUCAUUCAUGAGAUGUUUCACUCUGUGUCACCCAAAGUAGUUGAAUGCAUAAGCACAGUAAAGAUUGCCCAGGUUCACAUUGCUGCUUCAGAGUGCCUUCUAGAAUUGACCGAGCUGUACAAAGAAUUUGCUCCAGUGCAGUGGCAAGAUAUUGGAUUUAAAAGCGAGCUCAUUUAUCUAUGUGAGGUGGAAAAGAAUGAAUUGGCGAAGUCAUCACUAAGGAAAUGUAUCAAUGUGAUUGAAAAUCUUGAGCAAGGAAGUGCCCCAGUGGUCUAACUUCAUAUCAAACAAAGAAGCCAUAAUGCUCACUGUAGAUAGCUUAGAAGUUUAAUCAGAUCAUCUGUAACAUAUUCCAUUAUAAAUCAUUAAAUAUUCUAGUCUAAAUCAUUGCAGUUUCUUCCCCCUUUUUUCA
This is a messenger RNA of Telopea speciosissima, 5677 nucleotides long. RefSeq names its product proteasome adapter and scaffold protein ECM29. NCBI's taxonomy places the organism in Eukaryota, Viridiplantae, Streptophyta, Magnoliopsida, Proteales, Proteaceae. The record is from RefSeq and is a predicted model, not a curated record. Gene Ontology annotation, cellular component: cytoplasm; nucleus. Gene Ontology annotation, biological process: proteasome assembly. The coding region runs from base 91 to 5541 and encodes 1816 amino acids. The transcript has 35 exons. Gene Ontology annotation, molecular function: molecular adaptor activity.